GCUGUUUUUUUGGUUUUGUGGUUUUUCUGAGCGAGGUGAAAGGACCCGAGUUAGCUGACACUCGCAGGCGGUCGCGUCGUGUCAGACUCGCUGGCUCGCGGAUCUGUUUUGCUGAGUGCGCACGCUUUGGCGUUUCGAGUCUCAGCGUGUGUGUGCGCGCGCGGAGCUCUGUGUGUGUGUGUGUGUGUGUGUGUGUGUCAGUCAGUGUGUUACGAAAGCGACAAGCGAAGAGCUUCGCUUAUUUAAAGGCGCUCUAAGCCGUGCUGAUUCAUCACGAUCAUCAUCACGGGGUCAUACCGAGCCGCGCCGUGUUUGUCUCGGCUGGACAUCCACCCAGAGCAGCCCUGUAACCGCUACACAAAGGGCACAUUACUGGAAUCUGUGUGGUUUACAAGCGGCUCUCGUGGCAUGACGACCACUAACAAGGGAAACAAAGCCUUGAAGGUGAAACGGGAGCCAGGCGAGAAUGGCACGAGCCUCACAGACGACGAGCUGGUGUCGAUGUCGGUGCGCGAGCUCAACCAGCACCUGCGCGGCCUCUCCAAGGAGGAGAUUGUACAGCUGAAGCAGCGGCGGCGCACGCUUAAGAACCGUGGCUACGCCGCCAGCUGCCGAGUCAAGCGUGUCACUCAGAAAGAGGAGCUCGAGCGCCAGAAGGCUGAGCUCCAGCAGGAGGUGGAGAAGCUCGCUUCAGAGAACGCCAGCAUGAAGGUGGAGCUCGAUGCCCUGCGCUCCAAAUAUGAGGCACUGCAGAGCUUCGCCAGGACUGUGGCUCGUGCUCCUGCAGUGCCCAUCACCAACACGCCCGUUCCCGCCCGCGGGUCUCUGGCCUCAGUCAUUGGGCCGCUCGUACCGGGGAAGGUGGGCGCCACCAGCGUCAUCACGAUAGUCAAGUCCAAAACAGAUGCUAGGUCUUAGUACAGGCCAGUGAGGAGAGAGAGGAGGAGGAGGGGUGAGCGAGAGAGAGAGUGAAAAGGGGCUUGGUCAGUGCAUCACGAUUUAGGCACGGGACAGAUUCAGUAAGAGGUCAAAUGGGUGCAAAUGGUUCCAGAUUUCUGUGAGAUGGAGCCUGACAUGGAGGACUGGUGUCUAAAAAGACAGUGUCCUCAACACAUCAUGAUACUUCCACUUGAAUUGGUCAGUACAGUAUCUUUCUGUACACACUUCCAAACCAAAACCAUCAUCAAGGACAAUUAGGAUGACUGGGCUUCCAGAAAAAUCUCCACAUUUUAAAGAAAUUACGAGAAUUUGAAAAAGAAGCAGCAAAACUGUUUUGUCCCUUGUGACUGCAAUGAGUGCUGGAUUUAUAGUCUUUAUAUAUUUUUUUUUGUAUGAUAUUGUUGGACUUUAGGGCCCAAGUGUAUUAUUUUUUUUUCUGAUUUUUAUGCACUAUUUGAAAUUCAUUGUGUUGCUGUGUUUUGUACUUCCAUCCUUUUCCUGUGUCAGAGAACUCAGUCACAAAGCAGACGUACACUUUGUACACUUUCAAUCUCCACCUUGUGUUUAUAAACACAAGGAUGUGGAAUAAAGACAAGGCAAUUUUUUAUUUUUUACAAGAAAUCCUAUAAAGCUGGCUUAGUUAAGAAAGAGAGCUUGUCCAGGACACACACAUCUGACGUAUUGUGGAAUAUUAGUGUUCUUCCUGUGUUUAUACUUACCCUGCACUGGCGUAUCUCCUAUUCUGAGAUGCUUCCAGUCCUGAACACGCUCUACUCUUCACGCUUUUGCGUCCCUUUACCGUUGCCUAAUGUUGUGCACUGACCAGCCACUGCUGAAAAACGAGACGAGACGAGACGAGAGGAAUCAGCUGAUGAUAUUCGUAUGGUAGCUAUCAGGAUAACUGAGACCAGUUUAUGUGAUUGGGUAGUCCUUUUUUCAUAAGAAAAUUAAAAAAAGGGUUUAUUUCUUUUAUAACAGAAGCUUAUUGGCAAGGCAAUACGAUCUUUAUGUUGUGGAAAUUUAAACUGCUGAUUUAGUUUCCUUUGUGGAGCUCAUGAAAUUUUGUCAUGUGUUUUUAUGCUGGCAAAACAAUAUUUUAUUUAUAUAUCUUUGAUUACAAAGUGUUACCCUAUUAUUAUUAUUAUUAUUAUUAUUGUUGUUGUUAUUAUUAUUAUUAUUAUUAUUAUUAUUAGUGUGUUUUCCCCUGUCUUAUGCUAUAACUCCAGAGAGACUCAUUCUCUUCUUAUUUUGUCCCCUUUACCAAUAUAGACAAAAUCAGAAAAAGAUUGCUCUUAAAUAAUAAUAAAAAAAAAAGACAUUUGAAAAGGGGACUAUCUGGUUGCAUAAACCGGCAAUCUCUCACAAGCUUUACCAUAAAAUCUGUCGCUGUGACGUUGCGUAACGUAUUCUAAGAUUCUUUGUCUAUAUGGUGGAGUCUUGAAUUUUAUAUAAAAAAAAUCACACCUAGAGUAUCUUGCAUUAUUUAUAAAACAUUUAAAAAAAGAACUAUAAAGUUGUUUGAUAUCUCUCUUUUUUGCAAUUGUACCAAAAGUGGCUUAACUAUUGAAGUCGAUAGCUUUUUCUAGUGACUAGGCGCGUAAAACUGUGGACUAGCGCGUGUGGUGUGACGUGUAAGUGAUAAGGUGAUGGUACUGUUCACUAUUUUUGGAUGUGAUGCUCUUCUGUUAUUUUUGGCCAAACCCAGGUGAUGGACACACGUUACCCACAAUCCUUCAAUUUUUCCUCCUCCCCAGUGCAGCUGAUUUGACACACAGCCUGUACUGAGUUAAAAUGUCAGAUCUUUUGUCUUUUAAAUUUUUAUAAAUUGGUUUAGACUGUGUUUUUGAUGGUUGGCUUAUCCUGUCAGGAACAACAGCAAGUGUUCGGCUUGUCUGCAGUGUGUGAAAGCGGUCCCGCGCGGCUUAAAGUGUAGCAGCAGCGUCGAGUGCUUUUGCACUUGAAUGCCGAAGGGACCGGACACGGUUUCCUUGACAUCAGCAACACUGGGUCUUUGUGCCCCAUUUAGUAACAACAAUUCUUACUCUUUGUAUUCAUCAUAAAGUAAAGUGAGUUAAGGAAGAAAAAAUUCUCAGGAAAGUGGAUCUACAGCAAGGGAUUGUGGGAUGCGUGUUAAAGAUCCUGUGGUCUCAUCACCUCUGUUGAUAAAGUCCUUUUUUUGUGAUGUGUGAUUUUUAUAUUUUUGGUGUAAACUGUUUCUAUGGUAGAUUCUAUUUAAUGUAUUCUGUUUUUAUUAUUUGUCAUUUUCUUUUUAAAUGCCAGGGAAGUGACACUGCACUGAUUCUCAAUGAGCAAAGCAAAACAGAUGAAGCAAUGUGCUCCCUCUUGUUUCGUUUUUUUUUUUUUUUUUUUUUUUUGUCAUUUUGGAAAAACCUUUUUUUUUUUUUUGAGCUGUAGGUUGAGGGAGCACUAGUAAAAAUGUAAAAAAAAAAAAAAAAAAAUACAAAUGUAAACCAUUUAGUGAAGGGUCACACCUUUCACGUUAUGCUGAGAAGAUACUAUACAAGCACUGUAUGCAGUAAUGGUACUGAAUUUUAUUUGUUUUUUCUAUUCAUAUUCCUCUAAGUUUCCUUUUCAUAACAAAUGUUAGUAGGUUCAAUGCAAAAAAAAAAAAAGCUCAAUUAGGCCUUAAAAACUUUACACCAGCCAAAACUGUUUCAUUCGUUAUUUAGUUUUUCCAGCCCUGACUAUGUGCAUCAUGGUACACUGUCUCCAGAGAUUGGGGUCAGGGUUCUGAGCUCCAUCACACCUGAUUCUUCUCAGAAAGGGCUUGAUGUUCAGCACAUGAAUUGAAUCCGGUGUUUUCGUAAGCCUGAGCAGUGUUGUGGCUCUCCAGAGUUUUAUGAACCCUGGUUUAAGCAGAGCUGAGUGACAAUCCACAGAUACAGGCAGCAUGUGACUGCUCCCAUCUUUAAAGCUACUAUCAGUAGCCUAUGUUUUUUGUUUUUUUUUUGGUUUUUUUUGUUAAAAAAAAAAAAAAAGCGUUUUACACAUCCACUGAGCAAUGCCGAUAUAAUCCUGAUAUUAAAUGGGUCUAUUCAGCGCAAGACGAAAUGAGCAAAUGUCAUGUAUAAGAAUCUAUUACUAAAUGCACUGACUGUAGUUUAAAUCCACAGAAACGCUUGUUGGAUGCUUGGUUGCAUCAUAUUAUGUUAUCAAAGUGUCGCUGUUGAUUUUUCUCAGUCCACUUCAGGUUUGCUGUUAGUGAUGAUGGGGCUUUAAACAUAUUGAGCUCUCCUUAAGCUGCACUUAUCUGGCAUUUAGGUCCGAAUAAAUAUUGUAGGUUUAUUUAUCUUUAUUAUUUUUUUUUUUUUAUUAGAAAUCAGUGUAAAUGAAGAAAAUGAACUUCCUCUGACUGGUUAAUCUGUGAAUUUGUUCUGUAAUGGAGUCUUUGGUCCAUUUUUGGCGUUGCUUUCGUAACCAGUAGUGGCGUUUCUCCUAUCGGCUGUGGCAGUUCUGUGCGACGUUUAUGUGAGCGCUGUGUGUGUGUGUUUUUUAAGGGUUAAACUAAUGCUACUAGCUUACUAGCGAAACAAUGCCGUGCUCCUCAUGGAAGUGCUUGUGCUCCAGGUAGCGCCACUGCCUAAUACUUUUAGACUUGCACUCCUCCUCUUCCUGUCGUGGGGCGGGGGAGGACGGGUGGCUCGGCUCGUUCACGUACGUCAUUGUUGUCGUCGUCGUGGUGACUUGGUGUAGAAGUGAACAUAUGAAUUAUAUGCAAAUGUGGGCGGUAGGGAAGAUAGGGUUUCUGUUUUUUUUUUUUCAGUAACCACAAACAGUGAGAGACUGUUUCCAUUUUUCCAUUUGUUUGAAUGCUACAGCUUGUCUAAUUUUUCUCAAGGCGCUUUAUUUGCAUGUAAAAAUAUCACAUUCCUGCUGAAAAAUCCAGCUACCAGAUGCCAAAACACAGAGCGAGCUGCUCAAGCUGGUAGACUGUCUUUGCCAGCUGGUAAAAGGAAACCGUUUCUGAAUUCCUGCCACUAAUGCUACAUUGUAGACAGGUUAUUUUUAAGUAAAUAAACAGUAAGACAGUUAGAAAAUCUCAAAUAUUCAUUGAUCAACUUAGGCAAGUAAUAAGGAAGAUGGAAAAUAACAUAUCAUCUGUCAAAGAAGGUCUACAAACUUGACCAGCUCAGUUUGUGGGUUUUUUUGUUUGUUUGUUUGUUUGUUUGUUUGUUUUUUUAAAGCUGGUCAGACCAAGCUGGAAUUUUUUUUUCAGCAACGAUUGUGAUUAAUCAACUAAGCUAAUGCAACAAUCAACAUUAAACAAUGCAACAAUUAACAUUUACCUCAAGACUGUUUCUGGAACAUCCACUGAUACAGUAAUAUAGCUUCUUUUGUGGUGUUUUUAAUAGAAAAUACAUUUACAAUUCGUUUUCCCUUUUCAAAAAUAGUGCUACCUCCCAGGAGCUGAACACAGUGGAUAUUAAAAGCAAACUGAGACAAUCCUGGGAACAGCUUCCAGAAUUGGCUCAGACACUUGCUUGAGAUGACCUUGCAGAGAACAAUGUGUGUAACCGCUAACUCGCACCCGUUUGACCCCGAGCCACAACCGGCUCUUUUGUCAGAUCAGUAGGAAGCAGCAGGCUGACUGAGAGCUCGCUCUGGUCUCAGGUGUCCGCUUCUGUUGCUGUGCAAAAAAAAAAAAAAUGCAACACUCUGUCCUACUUCUCUUCCUGCGGAGUGCAAGUGUAAUGCAUUAACUACGCCAAGCUACGUUAAUACAUCGUACCCAAUGACUUCUAUUCGUUCUUGCCUGCUCUGUUGUGUUCCCAGUUGCCUUUCAUUUUAGGCCUCUUGGGAGGAGCAUUGAAAGGUUUCAUUUCUUCUCAAAGACAAAUGAGUCUCAAAUUCUUCACAUCUCUUGUCCCUUGUUAAGGUUUAACCAAGAAACCCAGAUUUCCCCCUGCGUUUGACCGCCGUGGGCAGUUUAAAUCAUUAACCUCUUAUCGCACUGCUAUUGCAACUGUUGACGUCGUUGCCAUUGGUGUUUGGGACUUGCUUAUCAUGCCGCGUGACUUCUCUUCCAGAUUCAUGACUCAUAAAUCAAUAAAACGAGGAUCCCCACAUACUGUUGGACAUUUUAUACAUUUGUAUUGAUGGCACUCUUGUUGUGCUUCUUUCAGCUUUUGGUGCUUGUUGACUUUCUCACUCCUCUCUGUGAAGCAAAAAGAAAUGUAUCAUUUAAUGCAAAAUCAAUUUGUAUGCAGCACUUCAGAGAAUUUUUUUUGUCCCCUUUCAUUAGACCAAUUUGUUUCCUUUUUUAUUUUUUCCUCAGUUUUUUUCCUGAAUGUCUCCCCUGUUGUUCUCUCCAUCACUCAAACUGCUAUGUCCACAUAACAGACCUCAUCAUAGGAGCGAUGUUUGUUUGUUUUUCGUUUUUUUUUUUUUUUCCCCUCCCAAAGUACUCAAGCUAUAAAUUGAGAGGUAAUGAACAUAGAAAGUAUCAUUUUUAUUUUAUUUUAUUUUUUUUGUCUAUAAAAAGAAUCUGUUCUGUUUUUCUGUAUGGGGUGUAAUGAAUUCUGUCACAGUACUUUGUAUGGGAAUUAUACAUACAGUAAAAGUCCAUUUAAUUGUAAGUAUUUAUCAACUAAGUUAUUGUACUUUUUGGAAUUUGUAGAUAAAUAAUAUAAUGUAUUGGUAUAUUAAUGAUGAAAUUAACUGUAUCAGUCAGUCUGGGGCGUCUUUUAAUUUAUUGAUGUAUAUACUGUAUGUUUGUUGAUAUACAGCUUACUUUAUUUUGUAUAUGACCAAUAAAUACAUUUUGAAAAACA
Messenger RNA from Pangasianodon hypophthalmus (striped catfish), 6731 nucleotides. It is a transcript of the gene mafgb, whose product is annotated as v-maf avian musculoaponeurotic fibrosarcoma oncogene homolog Gb. Bases 409 to 918 code for a protein of 169 amino acids. Lineage: Eukaryota; Metazoa; Chordata; Actinopteri; Siluriformes; Pangasiidae. The transcript is spliced from 3 exons. The record is from RefSeq and is a predicted model, not a curated record. Gene Ontology annotation, cellular component: nucleus. Gene Ontology annotation, molecular function: DNA-binding transcription factor activity, RNA polymerase II-specific; RNA polymerase II cis-regulatory region sequence-specific DNA binding. Gene Ontology annotation, biological process: regulation of transcription by RNA polymerase II; regulation of epidermal cell differentiation.